UUCUCUUACAAACUUAAUUCUCUCAUUUCUCUGCUUUCCCAUAAACCUUGCAAUACAUAUUAAAUAACAAAAUCUUCCAUGGCUGAUCCUCAACACCAACAACAAAGGCCUGGCCUCGAAGGCUUCAAAGGCGUUCUACCUGAAAAGGGUGGUGGCCCUACAACAUCGCAGAUUAUAGCGGUGGUCACCCUGUUACCUCUCAGUGGCACCCUUCUCUUCCUAGCAGGUAUCACUCUCACCGGAACACUCAUUGGGCUAGCGGUUACCACCCCAGUUUUCGUGAUUUGCAGCCCGGUUCUGGUCCCAGCAGCCUUGGUCAUUGGCUUAGCGGUGGUGGGGUUCUUGGCGUCUGGAGCUUUUGGGAUCACAGCACUUUCUUCCUUGUCGUGGAUGGCAAACUAUCUUCGGGAGAUGAGGGGGAAACUGCCGCAGCAGAUGGAACAGGCGAAGAAGCGCAUGCAGGAGACGGCUGGCCAAAUGGGCCAAAAGGCUAGAGAGACGGGGCAAGCUGUCCAGAGCAGGGCCCAAGAAGGCACAAGGGGUACUGAGGGAGGCAGGACAUAAUUAUUCAAGGCAAUGGGUAUAAUAUUAUGUUGAGUGUUGUGUUGUCGUUUGGUAAAUAUUUGGUAUUAGUUGUGAGUUUGAUGGAUAUUACAUGUAAUACAUCUUAUGUAAUAAGACAGUCUUUGUACAAAAGACUAGGAAACAUAUUACGGUUUAUGUUCAAUCUUUUUGUUGCC
Molecule: messenger RNA, 740 nt
Organism: Manihot esculenta (cassava)
Lineage: Eukaryota; Viridiplantae; Streptophyta; Magnoliopsida; Malpighiales; Euphorbiaceae
Product: oleosin H2
Exons: 1
Coding region: 79-564 (161 amino acids)
Biological process (GO): response to freezing; seed oilbody biogenesis; lipid storage
Cellular component (GO): monolayer-surrounded lipid storage body; membrane
Source: RefSeq, a predicted model, not a curated record